CAACACAAUCUGUACUUAUUAUCCAUCUAAUCAACCAGCACGAGACGAUAUCAUCACGACCGAGCCUGUCUCUAUAUCGCUGGAAUAGUCGGCUGGGAACGGCUUUCCAGGCUCUAGAGCGAUGGCGUCUUCGACGCUUCGCCGUUCCGCACACGCGACCAUGAACACUCUCUCCAGCGCAUCAACCGCAGCCCUUAACCUUCCCUCUACAUAUGCAAACUACGUCGCGCACAACGCAUCCGCUGUAUCCAACGUUGAGCAGAGCCUGCGCUCACUCACCUACCUCCUUCCCGGAGCGCGCUUCCACGAUGCCGAGAUCGCAUCCGAAUCCGUCCACACCUUCGUCCAACUCCUCUCCAUCUACCACGACCAUCUCCUCAAGAAGCGCGCCUCCCUCCUAGCUCUAUCACCAACAGUCCUGAAAUCCAAAGUCGUCAAAUUACAAAAUCCUAAACCCUCCUUACACGCAAGAUACACUACAUUCUGGACGACCUCAUCAUCAUUAUACUCCAAGAUCGCGACACUCAUGAAAAUUGCACAAUACACAGAACUCCUCUGGGAGAUGGUCGCGCGCCGGCGCGGUGGAGAAAAGACUCGAUGGCGCGUAGUGGUCCUAUUGGAAUCAUUCAAGGCGAUAUGUCGCUUACUCCUCAUGCGACUCACCAAUUCACGACCACUAGUCAGCCCGCCAAUGCCUCUUCGCGAGGACUUUGCGCCCGUCGAGGCCGAAGGUGAAGAAGAAGACGAACUGCAAGCACUUCGUGCCGACAAUGGCGACUCCUUCGAUGUCAAAACCGCUCUGGGCGAAGCGGGCGUCCCCACACCGCCAAUGUCGGACAGCGGCAAUGGCAAACCCUCAGCAUCCUCACUAUCCAUAUCCGAACCGUACAGCAUGCCGCGCACCGGGUUCACACUGCCUACGCUUCCUACGCCCGAAACCGUGUCGAGUUAUCUGCUCAAUCAUGUGCUUACAGCCGACGAUGUCAAGCCCGCGAAACAACUCCUCCACCAACUCACGACACUACGCGGCCAAGCCGCAGAGAUAAUGUACAUUCUCCGGCCCGUUGUGUACGCACUCAUGAUGCAGCGUGUGGCCCGGAGUUACGGGUACGAGGGCACGAAGUGGAAACGCCACUGGACGCCCUGGCUUGUGGGCUUCGCCAUGGAAUACUUUGCGAGACAAAUGGCCAAGGCCGAUCUCGCGGCGAGAGUGCCCGGCGGCGCAAGAAACGGUCUAUCCGCGCUGGAGAGGGACGAGUUGAAGAAGCGUGGCUGGAGUCUGGCUUGGUGGGGCAUGAGAGGUGCAUUUUACGAGAAUGUCACGAAGAAAUGGAUCCAUGGUGUUGCCGACUCGUUGAAGGGUAGGCCGCUGAUUGAUCUAGCGGGCACAGUGGUCGAGGAGUACGAAUAUCUUUGGGGUAACUACUAUUUCAGCACGUCGACUAUGUAAUGAGGUGCCAGGUACAUGGCGCUCUUAUGUAAUGAUAUUGAACGAAUGCAAUGGAAAACAAU
Exophiala viscosa is the source of this 1512-nucleotide messenger RNA. Its product is annotated as peroxisome membrane protein. The coding region runs from base 122 to 1450 and encodes 442 amino acids. Gene Ontology annotation, cellular component: peroxisomal membrane. The transcript has a single exon. The record is from RefSeq and is a predicted model, not a curated record. Gene Ontology annotation, biological process: peroxisome organization. Lineage: Eukaryota; Fungi; Ascomycota; Eurotiomycetes; Chaetothyriales; Herpotrichiellaceae.